CCGCCAUGUUCUCCUAGUAGCGGAUCUGAUCGCCUAAGCAGCGCAGCCCACCAGGGCGCUCCGCUGUCACAUCCCUGCAUUUCUACCGUCUUUCCUUGUUCACAAAUCCAACUAUUUUUCACCCCUUUGCGCUAUUUCGCGAAUCCUAACCUUCACCAUGGUGACUACCACAGCGCCUUCACCCUUUCUAGCCCGGAUCUCGGCCGGUACCGAAGACCCUCGGCGGUUUCCCACGUCCCUGUUUCAACGGCUCAUAGGGGCAGAAUACAACGGCGAAAGCCACCAGCCGGGUUGCUGCCCAGUGGGCCCAGGUGGUACCACACGGCCGGCGCUGAAGAAAGUCAGGCGGCGGAGAGGAAAAAUACGGUCCACUCCCUCUGGCCUCUUACAGAGCCGCUACCAGCAGUACCAACAACACCGCGCCGGCUUGGGACGAAGGAACACAGCGCAGGGGACGCGCAACCUCUACGAAGUUCCCGCUGCCUCGUCGGAGCCUGGGCAAGAAACGGUCCCAAAAGAGAAAGCUCCGGCAGCUUCGCCAAGGACAGCCCCCGUCAGUUUCGCUAAACCCCUCAGGAAAGAGUUGCUCAAAACCAGGAUUGCAAAGUCUGAAAAGGUUACAAUUCCUUACAGUCAGCCUGUUCACAGUAUACACCUGUGUGACCAAUCAAAAACUAACAGACAGAGAAGCAAAUGUAAUAUACCAUUGAACAAAAUUCCACCUAUUAAAAAAAGUGAAAAUAACUUCUGGCAUGAACCUGAAUCACCUGAGCUCAUUAAAAAGCAGGAGAAAAAGGCUCUGAAAAACACAGAACAUGUGAAAGCAAAGAAGACCAUCUUUCUGACUGAAGCCAACCAAAAAGAAAACUAUGCUGGAGCAAAAUUUAGUGAUCCUCCUUCACCUAGUGUCCUUCCAAAGCCUCCCAGUCAUUGGGUAGGAAGCACUGUUGAAUAUUCUGACCAAAACAAGGAGAUGAUGGCAUUCCAUCUAAAAACUCUCUUGAAAGUUCAAGCAUAGUUCAUGAAUAUUUACACUGAACAUAAUGGGAAUUUGAAACCUGCCUUGUUGCAACAUGAUCCACAAAAGACUUUCUUAAAAUCAAACUUGUACUCUAUUUUUUAAUGAUUGUGUAAAUAGUGUAUAUCAUGUAAUGUGUAUAUUCAUAUUUUGAGGUACAUUUUAGUUUUGUUAUGAAAGGAUGUAUUUUACACUGCCCAUGUGGUAGAUGGCUUUUGUAUAUAAUAAUGGACAUCUAAUGUGUGCUUAAUACAUUGAAAGACCUGACAGUGUUUGCACAAGGUACUAACAUUUUGAAAGAAGAAAAGCUCUCAUCUCAAGGUUCAAAUGAAAAUGUGAAAAAUAUUACUAAUGCACUACUGAAAUGUUUUGCAAUCUGUGGCACAAUACAUUGUUGAAUAAGAACAUUUCAUGAAAUGAAUUUAUUUGAAACAGUAUAUGGAGUUAAAAUAAUUUCUCCUUGCAAAGAUGAAUUUGGAAUUUGAUUUAUGGAGCCCCAAAUGGAGCACUGCUGAUUCUCUGACAAAGAGCAGCAGAGCUAUGUUCCAGAGAUAAUUGGUUAUUUUAAAAAGAAUAAAUAAAAUAAUUUGGCCUCCCCUUA
Varanus komodoensis (Komodo dragon) is the source of this 1619-nucleotide messenger RNA. RefSeq names its product proline rich nuclear receptor coactivator 1 (gene PNRC1). The transcript has 2 exons. Lineage: Eukaryota; Metazoa; Chordata; Lepidosauria; Squamata; Varanidae. The record is from RefSeq and is a predicted model, not a curated record. Gene Ontology annotation, cellular component: P-body; nucleus. The coding region runs from base 158 to 1018 and encodes 286 amino acids. Gene Ontology annotation, biological process: nuclear-transcribed mRNA catabolic process, nonsense-mediated decay.